Molecule: messenger RNA, 1343 nt
Organism: Anoplophora glabripennis (Asian longhorned beetle)
Lineage: Eukaryota; Metazoa; Arthropoda; Insecta; Coleoptera; Cerambycidae
Product: glycine-rich cell wall structural protein-like
Exons: 3
Coding region: 1-1245 (414 amino acids)
Source: RefSeq, a predicted model, not a curated record
AUGAAUCGCCACGGCGGAGCUGGCGGUGGCUUCGGCUACGGCAAAGGCAUCGGCGGUGGCGCUGGAGGGAUCGGAAUAGGUCACGGAGGCGGUCAUAUUGGAGGAAUUGGAGGUGGCGGUCAUAUUGGCGGCAUUGGAGGUGGUCAUAUUGGAGGUGGUCACAUUGGCGGAGGAGGCCACAUUGGUGGCAUUGAAGGAGGUCAUCUAGGUGGAAUCGGAGGCGGUCACAUUGGAGGAGGUCACAUUGGAGGAGGUCAUAUCGGCGGAAUAGGAGGAGGUCACGUUGGAGGCAUCGGCGGAGGUCAUCUUGGAGGAGGUCACCUUGGAGGUGGUCACAUUGGUGGUUAUGGCGGCCAUAUUGGUGGAGGACACAUUGGAGGCGGCGGAAUUGGAGGCGGUCAUAUUGGAGGAGGACACAUCGGAGGCGGUGGAAUUGGUGGUGGCCAUAUUGGAGGAGGACACAUUGGAGGCGGUGGAAUUGGUGGUGGCCAUAUUGGAGGAGGACACAUUGGAGGCGGUGGAAUUGGUGGUGGACAUAUUGGAGGCGGUGGAAUCGGCCUUGAAGGUCAUUAUAUUGGAGGAGAGGCGAUCGAUAAAAGCGCUUACAGCGGCGGAAAGAAGAACGCAGAGGGAGAACAUUUCUCCAAGUCCCAUGGCAGCAAAGGGGGUGAGGUAAAACAUGGUGAAGGUGGAUUUGAAAAAGGUGAACUAGCCGCUAAGGAUGUCAAAGGAGAAUCUGCACAUUACAGCGAUGCUGACGGUGGAAAGAAGGUAGCACAUGAUGGAAAGGAAUACCACGGAGCUGAGCACUUUGACAAAGAAGGAAAGCACGGGGGAGAAAAGACCGUGAAGCAAGGCCACAAGAAGGGACACAAAGUCAAGGGGUACAAGACCUCUCACCACAAAGACGAGUCCGGCAAGACCGAAGAGUUCUACGAUGAAGACCACGACGAAGGCGGCCAUUUCGAGUUCGACGGCAGCUUCGGUAAAUUCGGAGAAGGUAAAGCGGCAUCCUUCAAGGGUGGCCACGAAGAUGGCAAAUUCAACGCUGGGGAAGCCAAGAAGUCCGGUCACUACGAUAACGAAUACUUCGUCGACAAAGCCCACGCUAACCACGGUAAAUUCGGAGAGAACAAAUACGCCGGAAACGAGGAAGUAUACGGAGCUAACAAGGGUGUCGGUGAACACGAUCUUGCUGGACAUCAUGAGUCUAGCAAGUACUAUAAGCACUUCCCCAUACAUUAGUAAGGGUCGGUGACUGUAACGGACGUUAACCACUACCAUCUAGUUUUUAGUGAGACUAUACCUGCUGUCAUAUUUAUUUAAAAAACAAUUACAAGCUA